CAGAGUUCCGAUGCAAUAUGGUAUUUUUAUGCAGUCCAAGAGAUCAAUUUAUCUUGUGAUGUGUUUCCCCCAUAUUUCUGUGAUUUUCUGAUAUAUGUCUCGCCUAAAAUGAAGAAUAUUUUGCUGAGAUCUUCUACAAAAAAUUUUAAAUUUUCGUCAAUUUUCCAAUGCGAAACGGCCGCAUGAUGGAUUUCAGUAUCGGCGCGCAAAGGAUCUUCAGUUUAAAUAUUUGCUGAGCUGAACGCGCUCACGAUUAUCGGUUAUUUUUCAGCUUUCGGCCUUGUUCCUUUUCGGCCCUAUUCCUUUUCGGCCUUGUUCCGCUCAGCCGUUUUCGGCCUUGUUCUUUUCGGCCCUAUUGCGGGACUCCGGCUCACUGUACAUAAAAUUUCAUACUUUUCCCCCCAACCCUCAUUGUCAGUUGUCUUUCUUCUUUCUUCCAUUGGGGAGGCAAAAUUGUAGAUAAACAGAGACAAAAUAGAUAACUUCAAUUGUGAGCUGUUAGACUGUGACUGCCGGUUUGAUCGACGUCUCCGGGUUCAGACAAGUCAGAACUUGAAGUGCAAAACGGAAUGUAAUUAUUAUGGUGGAUUUAUUCCAGUAGAUUUUGCUGAGAAGUGAAUUUAUUUUGGAAUUUUCGCUCUGCUCUAUCUCCAACUCAUGAUCCAAUCCUGAGCACAAGAAAGGCAGCGUAACAAAACUCGUCAAACCCAGAAGCAUCUACAAUAAGACCGCAGACCAACUUCAGAAGCCAUUUCGGCUUUAUAAAAGAAAUAUGGUAGUUGGGAAGAUAAAGUUGUUGACAGCUGGGCCAAAAAUUUUCAAUGUGAAAAUAGUGCCUUUGUCCCUUGGCAUCACACUGAUCGGAGGUGGUUUUGCUAUGCUGUAUUACCUGAUGAAAGAUGACGACGAGUGUGAUAGCUGUGAAGACUUGGAAGUGCAGCAGAACAAAAGGAGACGCACAUUUUGUGAGGUGCGCAUUGAAAAGGACAAGGUCGGCUACCUCAUCGGAAAGAGUGGAAUCACAAUCAGAGAAAUCCAGGAGAAGACUGCGACCAGGAUCACUUUCAAAGAUGAAAAUGCUUCGGAAAACUACAGGGAGUGUAUCAUCCGAGGGCUUCCUGCAAAUGUGCAAAAGGCUGAAUACAUGGUCAAGGAUUUCCUCGAGAAGCAUAAGAUUGAAAUUGCAGAGUUUCUUGUCCCAAAUAGCGCUUGUGGCCUGAUCAUCGGCAAAGGUGGAACUACUAUUCGAGCACUGCAGAAAAAUUCUGGUGCUAAAAUCACGGUUGACAGCUCUGAAUUUGGAGUUAAGGGUCAAAAAGUUACCCUUAAAGGAACGGCAAAGGAAGUUGCCGAGGCAAAGAGAUUGAUUGAGGAGAAGAUCAAAGAGGACUGUCCGGACAAGGGGUUCUCCCAAUUUCAAUCUUUGACCCCAACUGAUGUGUUUGAAUCGUAUGAAUCGUCAAAUGUCGAGACAAUGCCCCCAGAGGAGGAUUUCAUCAAUGUACAUUUGUCUGCCUUGACCAGCCCUAGCUGCUUCUACAUUCAAAUUGCAGAUGAAAGAUUAAAGCUGCUGGAAGCCUUGGAAAAAGAUAUCUUUGAGUUCUAUGAGAAUGAGGAGAAUAGGAAUUUCCACAAGUUAGAGACUGCAGGUGUUGGACGCACUGUAGCCUGUCAAUUCAAAGAUGGCAAGUGGUACAGAGGCACCGUCGUCAAAACCAAGAGCAACAAUGAAAGGGUCAAAGUGUUCUAUGUUGAUUACGGAGACGUCGAGUGGAAGAAAAUUUCAAGUGUGUUCGCUCUGAAUCCUAAAUUCCAAGAGCUGAAACACCAGGCCAUCAAGUGUUCCUUGGAAGGAAUUGAACAAUUGGAAGAGAAGUGGUCUGAGGAGGCAGUCGACAUGUUCGAAAACCUAACUUAUGACUCGGAAAACAAGAAGGUCAUGCUAGCCAAGGUCAAAGGUUUUUGCGAGUCGCCUUUCCACAGCUACAUUCCAAGUGUUAUUUUGAAGACUUCUGGAGAUGGAGAUGGAUUGCUUGUGUCUGAGGAGCUAAUUGCCCUUGGCUAUGGAAGACCAGUUGCCUCAAUUAUCCCAAAUCUCUUGCCAGGAGGAGAAGAGGAUUGGAACUGAGACGAAAGUUUUUUUGGAACAUAUGCAAAUUGAUUUUUUGAAACUAUCCUAUUUCUAAAGAAACUAAAAUCAGCAGAAUAUUGGAGUUAAAUUGUCACAAAGCUAAUUUGAAGGGAAAUUAUUUGCACAUAUGCAAGAUUAUAAUCAACAAUGA
Molecule: messenger RNA, 2282 nt
Organism: Neocloeon triangulifer
Lineage: Eukaryota; Metazoa; Arthropoda; Insecta; Ephemeroptera; Baetidae
Product: tudor and KH domain-containing protein homolog
Exons: 11
Coding region: 773-2128 (451 amino acids)
Molecular function (GO): RNA binding
Source: RefSeq, a predicted model, not a curated record